CAAAAAAAAAAUGAAAAAGGAGAAAAAAUCAUAAAUGUGUGAAAAAUAAUGAAAAUGGUUGUCAUGUUCAUUGAAUCAUUCAAUACGCUUCUUCCUCACCUCAUUCUUGGUUGUCAAAAUUCCCUCAAGAACCUUCUGACUUCUCAAUAAGCUCCGCCGCGUGAAAUCUUCUUUAAACUCCGGUAAAGCAACGCCGCGAUGUCUUUCCUGUUCCGUAAGAACGGGAGUAGUUCACGGAGGCGAAUCAAAGAGAAACUUCGAGGUCGGAUUUCAGAUCGCGGGAAGAGAGGAGGAGGCGAAGGAGAAGAAGAGAGAGUCAGAAACGAUUCGUUACCUCCGCCGCCAUCUCCUUGGGGGUUUCUGUUCCCAGAGGAUUUCGUGAGAAUCGAUGGUAAUCUGAAGGCUGUUAUUGUAGAUGAAGAAGGAUUAGAUGUGAUUUACUGGAAAAGGCUUAUCGAGCUUGACAGUAGCGGCUCGAAAAACCCUAAACCUAGGAGAGGAGGAGUUAAAUCGGAUGGUGGAUUCAGAAGAAGUGGAUCAGAUGAAGAAGAAGAAGAAGAAGAAGGAUUCUACAGAGGAUCGGUGGGUAGUAAUCAGAAGGAUGAUGAAUCGGCGUUUUCGUUUCAUGUGAAGAACGAUCAGAGUAAGAGAAACGAUAGUGUUGAAGGAGGGAGAUACUACUCUUCUUCUUCCUCUUCUUCAACCUCUGCUGCUUCGUCUUCACGCCCUUCUUCUACAGGCGGGGUUGGUGGAAAACAAUCCCAAUCCAAAUUUCAAGCUCCUGGCAACGCCUCAUUUCCCCUUUCUUCAUCGCAUAUACCGGCGAACCAAAUCAUUGGCGGUGGUGGUGGUAGUGGUCGUUAUCCGCCACUUCCUCUUCCUCCAGGUCAAUUCGGGGUGUCUUCUUCGACUAUGCCACCGCCUCACGGCUCAUUUCCCUCUUCUCCGUCCCAGAUUCCGCCUAUGCAAACCGGUGGUGGUGGUGGUGGUAGUGGUGGUAGUGGUGGUAGUGGUGGUAGUGGUGGUAGUGGUGGUGGUGGUAGUGGUGGUAGUGGUGGUAGUGGUAGUGGUAGUGGUGGUGGUGGUAGUGGUAGUGGUCUUUCGCCGCCACUUCCGCUUCCUCCGGGUCAAUUCUCUGCAGCAAUUGGGUCUUCCUCUACAUCGCCGUUGCGUCUUACAGUCAACCAAGCUAUACCAAAUGUUCCACCUAACCAAACGUCCACACCGCCUCCACCAUUAGCUGGGGCGCCACCACCGCCUCCACCGCCAUCUGCUGGGGCACCACCUCCGCCUCCACCACCUAAGAAAGCACCUGCUCCACCACCACCUCCUCCUCCUGGUAAGAAGGCACCUGGGCCGCCACCACCGCCUCCAAUGUCGAAAACUGGCCCACCUAAACCACCAGGUAAAGGGAAAGGACCAACCAAGGCAGCUGAGAGCUCUUCUUCAGCCAUAAGCAAAGAGGAUCCAGCGCAGCCAAAGCUCAAGCCUUUACAUUGGGAUAAGGUUAAUCCUGAUGCCAGCCACUCUAUGGUGUGGCAUAGGAUCGAUGGUGGCUCCUUCAACUUUGAUGGUGAUCUCAUGGAGGCUCUCUUUGGUUACGUUGGCGCUCGAAAGCCAAGUGAAGCUAACACUGUACCUCAGAAACCCACUGUAUCAACCACCCAGACUUACAUUCUCGAUCCUAGGAAAUCUCAGAACAAAGCUAUUGUCCUUAAAUCUCUGGGAAUGACUAAGGAAGAGAUCAUUGACUUGUUAACAGAAGGCCAUGAUGCCGAUACUGAUACCCUUGAGAAGCUUUCCGGAAUAGCUCCAACCCCAGAAGAACAGACAGAGAUCUUAGAGUUCAGUGGCGACACGACGAAACUUGCUGAUGCAGAGUCUCUGCUCUUUCACAUCUUACGAGCAGUUCCUUCAGCGUUUAACAGGUUCAACGUCAUGCUAUUCAAGAUCAACUACGGCUCAGAGGUUGCUCAACAAAAGGGCUCUUUACAGACACUUGAAUCCGCGUGCAACGAGCUACGUGCUCGUGGGUUGUUCAUGAAACUUCUAGAGGCGAUCUUGAAAGCAGGUAACAGAAUGAACGCUGGGACCGCUCGAGGAAAUGCUCAGGCUUUCAAUUUGACAGCUCUAAGGAAACUGUCAGAUGUGAAGAGUGUUGAUGGGAAAACUACUUUGCUUCACUUUGUUGUCGAAGAAGUUGUGAGAUCCGAGGGAAAACGAGCUGCAAUGAGUAAGAUCUCAGGUGGUGAUAUUGCAGAUGCAUCUAGAGAAGACCAAGAGACUGAAUUUGUAAAGCUAGGUUUACCCAUUAUAGGUGGGCUUAGUUCAGAGUUCACCAAUGUGAAGAAAGCAGCUGGUAUAGACUAUGACGCUUUUGUAGCUACGACCUUGUCUUUAGGGACCCGGUUGAAAGAAACAAAACGGCUGUUAGACCAAAGCAAAGGGAAAGAAGAUGGGUGUUUGACAAAGCUGAGAUCUUUCUUCGAAUCUGCAGAGGAAGAACUGAGAGUUAUUACAGAGGAACAGCUCAGGAUCAUGGACUUGGUGAAGAAGACAACGAAUUAUUACCAAGCUGGAGCACUGAAAGAGAGGAACCUGUUUCAGCUGUUUGUUAUAAUCCGUGAUUUCUUAGGGAUGGUUGAUAAUGCAUGUAGUGAGAUCGCAAGGAAUCAACGGAAGCAGAGACCAGCAGCAACAGUAGCAGGAGGAGCAUCAAGUUCAACAGCAGCAGCAACAACACCGAGCACUGCUGCUGCACCACAAAGAAAUGCGGUUAGAUUUCCUAUUUUGCCUCCGAAUUUCAUGUCAGAACAUUCAAGGUACAGUUCAAGUGACUCCGACUCGGAUUCUUGAUAACAAGGAGAAAGAGAGAUUCUUUGCUUUUGUUGUAUGUAAAAAGAUGUUAGGGACGCUUGUUGGUUAAGAAAACAAAAAAAGAGAUUCUUUAUGUUCUUUGAAAGUUGUUCUCAUGAUUCUACUUGUUUUGCUGUUGAAUUUAAAGGUUGAUUCAUUAUUUUCUUGGAAGUAAGGAAUACUAACAGAAGUGACUUUUGCUC
Messenger RNA from Raphanus sativus (radish), 3059 nucleotides. Its product is annotated as formin-like protein 7. The record is from RefSeq and is a predicted model, not a curated record. NCBI's taxonomy places the organism in Eukaryota, Viridiplantae, Streptophyta, Magnoliopsida, Brassicales, Brassicaceae. The transcript is spliced from 2 exons. Gene Ontology annotation, biological process: actin nucleation; actin cytoskeleton organization. The coding region runs from base 199 to 2856 and encodes 885 amino acids. Gene Ontology annotation, molecular function: actin filament binding.